CUAGGCUGAUAAACUCCAUAGACCACUGGCCUCGUCUACUAAAUAUAAAUCGGUCUAGUUAAGAGUGUAGUUAGUGGUUUCUGAUAACAAUCACGCUACCCAAAUACAUAGAUCUCCAAUUAUAUUUUAUUUUGUUCCAGGCAAAGAAAAGGUGUAGAAUCGCGCUUCAACACAAUGGCUAAUAUAGAUUUAAUUGACGAUUCUCAAGGUUUCGUUCUCAACGAUCCGUCGGAAUAUCGACCAGAAGUGAAGGAUAAAUCCAAAUAUCGCGAUUUCCGAAUUCAUAACAUUCCUGAUUAUGUGGAGAAAACAUACACAAAUAUGCACACUUCACAGACUUUAGAAUUCUCCACACAGAAAUUAAAGGAUUGGUGCAAGUUGGAUAAAGCAGAAAUGAACAUUAUGGAUGCACUUGAUAUGUUAAAUGAACUAGUGGACGAAAGUGAUCCGGAUGCAGAUUUCCCAAAUUCUUACCAUGCUUAUCAAACAGCCGAGGGAAUCCGAAAACAUCACCCGGAUAAAGACUGGUUCCAUUUGGUCGGACUCAUCCACGACCUAGGAAAAGUUAUGGCUAUUUGGGGAGAACCUCAGUGGGCUGUUGUUGGUGACACUUUUCCUGUAGGAUGUUGUCCAGCACCGUCGAUAGUUUUCGGCAUAGACAGCUUCAAAGACAACCCGGAUAUGCUAGACGAGAAGUUGGCUUCAGAACUGGGAAUUUAUGAUGAACACUGUGGAUUGGACAAUGUUGUUAUGUCCUGGGGUCAUGAUGAAUAUCUUUACAGGGUGUUGAAGGGGAAUAAUUGCAAGAUACCAGAAGAAGGUCUUUACAUGAUCCGAUUUCAUUCAUUUUACCCAUGGCAUACAGGUGGCGAUUAUGAAUAUUUAUGUAACAACAAAGAUACCGAAAUGAAAGCCUGGGUAAACGAGUUUAAUCAGUUUGAUCUUUACACAAAGAGUCCCGAUUUCCCAGACGUCGAAGAAAUUAAGCCGUAUUACGAGGCUUUAAUUGAGAAAUACAUCCCGGGAAAAUUAAAAUGGUAAAAGUUGCCGUUAAGGCAAAUAAAACCAAUAUAUGGUUAAAAUAAAAAUAUUAAUUCUUUCUAUUAUCAUGACCCACAAUGAAUUUAAAAUCGUAAUAUUAGAAUUGUAUUUAGAUAUUAGUUUAAUACCCAAUUCUCCAAUCCAUGAUUCUUUUUAUAAUAUUUAAUAGAAUUUACAGCGAUUUCAAAAUUCUGACCACCGAUAACUAGAACCCCAACUCCUGUUCACUGCAUUUAUCAGGUAUCUUUCGUUCCGUAGCAUCGAAGAUGUCCCCUCAGAAAUGUACACUCGUGAGACUAGGAAGCUGGAGUUAGACAUUUGUAAGGUUUAACCAUGGUCCGUAUAUGGUCCAUGGUUUAACUUUCAUCAUGGAUUUCCCCUUUAUCCACUACUAUAUUAGCAACUGUAAUAGUUGACCAAAAGAAAGGUUAAAUUACCAUCGUAUCAAUGGAUUGGUUGCAAGUUGAUCAAAAAGUUUUCUUAUUUCGUGCAGUUGGUCGUAUUUGCCGUUGGCCCUGUUCGCUUUCCAUAUUUUUUUUUUAGAUUCACAAUGCGACAAGCGUUAUUGAUUGAACGGACGACUUAGCCGUAGUGGGCGUCUCUUCCAUUACCUGACAACAUAUCUUUGAAUUAUUUGCUCAAUUUCUUGCUGCACAUUAUGUUCAAGUUACUUGGAUACGUGUGAGACUAUGGGUUGCUGAUUUUUUAUUCAGGGGAUCUCAGGGGAUUAUUUGGAGGGAUAAAAUUGUUUACGUUAUUUUUCGUUUUAUACAGUGAUAUUGUAUUCUAAAUGCAUUGGCUAACAGCCUCAUCCACGUCCAGUGGUCAUUUACUGUUUGUUCAGUGAUAUUUGACUUGUUAACGUUUAAUAUCUUUUUUCUUGGACACAUUAGUUCCAUAUUAUAUAUUCUCAGCUCCUGGCGUGCUAACUUUACAAAUCGUAUGUCCGGAAAAGGGUGUUAUUGAUUGGCUUGGCUGCUAUUAACAACAACCCAAACAACGUAGCAUAUUAACUUACAGGCACCGUGUGCAGCGGUACCCACUGACGAGACAAAUAGAUAUAAAAUGUCUGAUUCAAGUUCGGUUCAAACAUGUUCAAAAAGAAAAAUUUCAGUGCGGUGUUGACCAAAUCAUAUCAUGCUCCCUUCAAAAAACUUACAUUUUUCAGCAUGUCUUAUCACUUGUGAAUUUGAAAUCCCUCUAGAUGCGUUUUUUUAACGGCAAGGUCAUAUUUUAAGUAAUCCGUUAAAUCAGAUGCAGUGUCAUAAAUGUCUAGGCAUAUAUAUUUCUGAGCCCAACACGCUCGCAGUUGAGAAUGUAAAUAAUAGGGUACCCGAAUGCAUCGAGUAUUUGUUGACUGCCCCCCUUUUCUUGUAGUACAAUUUACAUAGGAGUGUGCAUUUAUCUAGUAUAUAAACUAUAUUUAAUAUUCACAGAGAUAGAACUAUUUACAUAUUACAUUUUUUAUCCAUUUAAUAUCACGUUUUAUAUGUUAAAAAUUCCUUCAACGUUAGAUUGUAAACAAUUUCAUUAUAACUAUGUUAGUUAUUAUAUCAUCUGUAUUUUAAACAGAGGUUAUUGUGGAUAUUAUGUUUUUAAUAAUAUCAAGAUUUGUUGUGGAUAUUGCGUUUUUAAUAAUAUCACGAUUUCUUUAUUAUUUUAAGAAUAUUAAAUUAAUUGACUAUAUUAGUCAGAUAUCUUUUGUAUGUUUGUCUGAACGUAUAAUACAUUAUCGAGUAAUGCAAUAAAAUAUAUUUGAUACA
This is a messenger RNA of Patella vulgata (common limpet), 2804 nucleotides long. Its product is annotated as inositol oxygenase. The record is from RefSeq and is a predicted model, not a curated record. Gene Ontology annotation, molecular function: iron ion binding; inositol oxygenase activity. Gene Ontology annotation, biological process: inositol catabolic process. The coding region runs from base 175 to 1041 and encodes 288 amino acids. NCBI's taxonomy places the organism in Eukaryota, Metazoa, Mollusca, Gastropoda, Patellidae. Gene Ontology annotation, cellular component: cytoplasm. The transcript has 2 exons.